Schistocerca americana (American grasshopper) is the source of this 345-nucleotide messenger RNA. RefSeq names its product serine protease 53-like. The transcript has 3 exons. The coding region runs from base 1 to 345 and encodes 114 amino acids. Lineage: Eukaryota; Metazoa; Arthropoda; Insecta; Orthoptera; Acrididae. The record is from RefSeq and is a predicted model, not a curated record. Gene Ontology annotation, molecular function: serine-type endopeptidase activity. Gene Ontology annotation, biological process: proteolysis.
AUGGCUGGGCGCGUUGUCUACUUGCUGGUGUCUGCCAUGUUGGUAGCUGUGGCGAAUGCCAGUGUUAUCAAACGGGGCACGGUGGCCCCACCUGAGGAGCGAGACGUCCGCAUCGUGGACGGCAACCAGGCGGGGGUCGGCCAGUUCCCGCACCAGGCUUCAGUCAUCGCCGACGGCACGUCUGUGUGUGCGGGCUCGCUUGUCACCAGCGCUGCUGUGCUCACCACGGCGCACUGCACGGAGGGGAGAAAGACGUGGUCCAUCCGCCUGGGAGGCAUUCAUCCGACGGCGGCCGAGACCACGGCCUGGAUCGUGGAAUCUAGUUCGGCCGCAGUGCACCCGUAG